AUGGGCCGGCACCGCUCGGGCGCAGGCAAGGCGGUGCCCGCGGAGGCCGAGGAUACGGACGGCGUGCCGGUGCGGUAUGGCGAGGAGGUCGGCGAGAACUCGCUGGUCGUGGAGGUCGUCGACUUCCUCUCGGACGGGUCCAAGGAGAUGCAGAUCGUGUCCUCGCACUUCGCCGUGAGGUUCAAUCACGUCGUCCGCAAUGCCCCGAAUUCGCAGUACAAUCCGAACAAGAAGAACGAUGGCAGCUUCAAGAAGUGGCUCGUCAAUUGGGGGUUCGAGGUGAACCCCACCUACGAUCGCAACAAGUCCAUGGUCUCGAUUCCGAGGAGCGGGUUGCCAUCGUGGACGGCCAAGCUUCUCAAGCCGGCCAAGGCCAAAGCCAAGGCGAAGGCCAAGGAGCAGGCGAAGAAGAAGGAGGAAGACCUGGCAAAGUCGCCGCACGUGGCGAAGGAGGAGGAGGUGGACGACGAUCCGUACAUCCCAGAGGAGCCGACCUCCAGUGCGGGGCCGUUCAAGCCGCUGCACGGCAAGGACACGGAGGAGGCGUUGGCGCUGGAGGCAGAGGCGCUGUCCUACAUCCGGGAGCGCGGACCGGUGGACAUCGGGGCGCUGCGAUCGGUUGAAGACUUGGGCACCCGCUUCAACAAGUUCUUCUUCCGCAAGCAAAGGGUGAACGACGGAUCAUGGAAGCGCUGGCUGGGGUCGAUGCCCGACGUCGAGUUCAUCACGGGGGAGUUGGCGAGCGGGCUGGGGCCAGUGGCAGGGCGAUCGGGGGUGGCAGCGCAGCUCGGCAGCGCAACCAUGGAGGUCAUCGGCAGCCUCACGGCGUUGCAGCUACCACCGCACGAGAAGAAACUCGCGUACCUCGUCUCGGACGCGGGUCGAGGCAGCCCUGGCGACGCGCUGGACGCUGAGUCCCAAGACGCUGAGGCUCGCCUGGACCGCCUCAGGCACCCGUGGCCGCAGGCUAUCUCCCCCGUGGACGCGGCGCUGCUGACAUUGGGGCGGUGCGGUUGGCGCUUCGAGGACGAGCCCGUGGAGUUCGAGAUCUAUUGCUGGAGCCGGCCCGCUUCAGGGCGACUCGAGGGCAUGCUGUUCACUGACGGUUCCGCCUUCGUGGGGCAGCUCAGCCGCGACGGCGAGGAUUUCGCGAUCUUCGCACUCCCGCACGCGGCCGCGGGGCGACUCGACCUCUUCGUCGACUGCGCUGGGACAGAGCUGAUGCCGAUGUUGUUUGACGUCGCCCGGGAAGCCGCGCGGUGGUCGGGGGAGCUCCACGCCGUCCUAGCCGACGUUGUCACGAUGGUUUGCGACAACUUGGAGGCCCAGACGCGGGAACAGCAGGAGGAACAGCAGCAGGAGGAUGCCGCGGACGUCGCUGGCGCUGCUGACGGUGCCGCUCCAGAGGAGGCCCCGCUGCCCGCGACCGGCGAUCGCCGAGGAAUGGUUGGCAUGCGUGCCGCACCUUCGCAUGCGCUCCAGGCCGCUGAGGUCGCAGCCCCAGGCCGGCCACCCCAGACCCUGGUGGUGGCAAGCGUGCGGUGCGGAGCAUGCGGCACGAAGUACGCCCACAAUCUUGCAGGGACGUGCCACGGGGCAAACACCACGACGCUGCGGUGCCAGAAAGCGCGCCUCUCGGAUGGACGCCAUCCUGGACACCGUCAGUGCAUCGCUUGGGUGCUCUUGCGGCUACGGGGGCCCGCCCCAGAGGGCAGCGGCUGGCCCGGCCACGGCGGCAGGGCGCGCAGCUUGGCAGGCAAGCGGCGUGACGCCCAUGCUCUGACCAGGGCGGAGCUCCUAUCUGCAUACGGUUAG
This is a messenger RNA of Prorocentrum cordatum, 1815 nucleotides long. The record is from the annotation of a GenBank genome assembly. NCBI's taxonomy places the organism in Eukaryota, Dinophyceae, Prorocentrales, Prorocentraceae.